Messenger RNA from Populus nigra (black poplar), 1944 nucleotides. RefSeq names its product AP-1 complex subunit mu-2. The record is from RefSeq and is a predicted model, not a curated record. The coding region runs from base 160 to 1446 and encodes 428 amino acids. Gene Ontology annotation, cellular component: cytoplasmic vesicle; clathrin adaptor complex. NCBI's taxonomy places the organism in Eukaryota, Viridiplantae, Streptophyta, Magnoliopsida, Malpighiales, Salicaceae. Gene Ontology annotation, biological process: vesicle-mediated transport; intracellular protein transport. The transcript is spliced from 11 exons.
AAAAGAGAGAGGGAGCUGGCGAUGAUGAUUCAAGUUAUUAGCAACUAAAUAAUGCAUCUGCUCCUAAAAUGAAAUUUUCUGAAGUUGUAUUGCCAUCAUCCAUCGAUCGUCAUCAGUUUCCAAAUAAUUAAGCAGCAUCACCAUCGGAUCUGAUCUAGUAUGGCCGGGGCAGCCUCCGCACUGUUUCUGUUAGACAUAAAGGGGCGCGUUCUUGUGUGGCGCGACUACCGUGGCGAUGUCUCUGCCGUUCAGGCCGAGCGCUUCUUCACCAAGCUCAUCGAGAAGGAGGGAGAUCCGCAGUCUCAAGAUCCAGUAGUGUAUGAUAAUGGAGUCUCUUACAUGUACAUACAACAUAGCAAUGUUUAUCUAAUGACCGCAUCAAGGCAGAAUUGUAAUGCUGCCAGCCUCCUCUCCUUUCUCCACCGCGUUGUUGAUGUUUUUAAGCAUUAUUUUGAAGAAUUAGAAGAGGAAUCACUCAGGGAUAACUUUGUGGUAGUGUACGAGUUACUUGAUGAAAUGAUGGACUUUGGUUACCCUCAGUAUACCGAAGCAAAAAUUCUUAGCGAGUUUAUCAAGACUAAUGCCUACAGGAUGGAAACUUCACAGAGGCCUCCCAUGGCUGUCACUAAUGCAGUGUCCUGGCGCAGCGAAGGGAUAAAUUACAAGAAGAAUGAAGUUUUCUUGGAUGUUGUCGAGAGUGUCAAUAUACUUGUCAACAGCAAUGGACAAGUAAUUAGGUCUGAUGUUGUGGGGGCUUUAAAAAUGAGAACGUAUCUAAGUGGCAUGCCUGAGUGUAAGCUUGGCCUAAAUGAUAGAGUAUUAUUGGAGGCCCAAGGACGGGCAACAAAGGGAAAGGCCAUUGAUUUGGAGGACAUCAAAUUUCAUCAGUGUGUGCGUUUGGCUCGAUUUGAAAAUGAUCGAACAAUAUCAUUUAUACCACCUGAUGGGGCUUUUGAUCUCAUGACAUAUAGACUCAGCACUCAGGUAAAGCCUCUGAUUUGGGUAGAAGCUCAAGUUGAAAGGCAUUCAAGAAGUCGUGUUGAGAUAAUGGUAAAGGCUAGGAGCCAGUUCAAGGAGCGUAGUACAGCAACAAAUGUUGAGAUUGAGUUGCCGGUGGCAGUUGAUGUUUCCAAUCCUAAUAUUCGGACGUCAAUGGGGUCUGCAUCAUAUGCACCUGAAAAUGAUGCAUUAUUGUGGAAAAUUAAAUCUUUUCCUGGUGGGAAGGAGUACAUGUUGAGGGCAGAGUUCAGUCUUCCCAGUAUAACUGCCGAAGAAGCAACUCCUGAGAGAAAAGCUCCUAUACGAGUGAAGUUUGAAAUACCAUAUUUUACUGUUUCGGGAAUACAGGUUCGAUACCUGAAGAUUAUUGAGAAAAGUGGUUAUCAGGCCCUCCCAUGGGUGAGAUACAUAACAAUGGCUGGCGAGUAUGAGCUUAGGCUUAUCUAAAGGUGCUCUAUCAAUUUGCUUUUCAAAUAUCUCUGAGGUUUCCAAUCUGUAAUGUUGAAUUUUUGGAGGGAGCCAUGGGAAGCCGGUUGUGAUAGUCUAAUGGUUGGUUGAGCUUACCUCCUUUUUCCUUUCGGCCUUGUUACCUUCUGUUCGUGCAUCAUUAUUGUAAUAUUUAGAAUUCCUUUAGGCCUGUGCAAUUUUUUAUCUGUUAUUGGAUUUCAGAUUUUUCAGCGUUUAUGUUAUUCGAAUUUUGUGCUGGGAGCAAAUGGAAAUUUGGGUCUUUGGGCCUGAAGUCGAUCUGAUUGCUCUUCCCUGGGGCCUGAUAGAUGGACUUCAUUCCUUGGGAUGCGUAUGAGGGGGCUUAGCCCCUUUUUUCUUCCGUCGGUCUUGUGAAUAAGUGAUACAUUGGACAAGUUUUGAGGCUAUGCUAUAGAAACUCAUCUUGUUAACUAUUAUUAUGAACUAUUAACUAUAAAUCUAAGUGUCUUUCUUUUUUCC